Messenger RNA from Lotus japonicus, 5180 nucleotides. RefSeq lists its product as uncharacterized. Gene Ontology annotation, molecular function: protein kinase activity; ATP binding. Gene Ontology annotation, biological process: protein phosphorylation. The record is from RefSeq and is a predicted model, not a curated record. Lineage: Eukaryota; Viridiplantae; Streptophyta; Magnoliopsida; Fabales; Fabaceae. The transcript is spliced from 16 exons. Bases 62 to 4096 code for a protein of 1344 amino acids.
GAAACUUUGUUUCAGCUAGCACACAUUAUUUGAGCUCCUCUGCCCGUUCCCUUUGUGAAGAAUGGGUUUCUUCCAAUAUUUGUUCCUUCUUCUCCCAACUUUGGUUUCCCUCUUCAUUCACUGCUCUGCCUCUCCCAUCAUCCAAGCUGCUAUAGAUAAAAACAGUCAUGCUUACUAUAACUGCACAAGGAACACCACUUUUGCUGCCAACAGCUCUUACCCUUCCAACAUCAAAACACUCUUGGAUUGGCUCUCCUCGAAUGGCACUAACAAUGCCAGUUCCCACACCGCUACAGUUGCUACCAAAAACACUACUGCGGACACUGUCUACGGUCUCUUCUACUGCAGAGCAGACCUCAACCCACAAACCUGCAAAACGUGCGUGACAGAAUCAUCCAAAAUCUUAUCAUCUUUAUGCACCAUGGCAAAAGAAGCCAUCAUCUGGUACGGAGUAUGCUACGUGCGCUACUCUGAUCGUCGAUUCUUUUCCACGGUGGAGGAAAGUCCUAAACUUUCGGCCAUGAACGAUCAGGAUUAUGUGGGUCACAUUGAGCACUUCAACAAUAUCCUAUGGGACAUGUUGAACGAGUUGAGAACUGAGGCUGCAAAUGCUUCCACUAGAUUGGCUGACAAGACAGCAAACAUCACGGAGAAGCAAAAGCUUUAUGGUUCCGCUUGGUGCGUUCCGAGCCUAUCCCCGGAGAACUGCAGCUGGUGUCUCAGCGAUGCCAUAGCAGAAGUUCCAACGAGUUGCUGCAGAGGAAAAGUUGGAGGCCAUAUAGUAUAUCCCAGUUGCGGUAUUAGAUACGAGUUGUAUCCAUUUCACAAGGCACACGACGACGACGGGAUGCCAUCAUCACCACCGCCCCAAAGUACUCACACUGCGGCGGCUCCACCAGGAAAAGGAAAACAGAGGACACUAACAAUAAUCAUGAUCGUUAUUGCAACUGUUGUUAUACUGGCGCUUUUAAUCUUGGGCUACUAUCAUUUUCUCUAUAGAAAAGAAGAAAUGAAUCAUCAUGAUGCUCUCAAAGAAAGCUUUAGGCAUGGGCAUGACAUUUCCACUUCGGAGUCCUUGCAAUAUGAAUUAACCACAAUUGAAGCUGCAACAAAUAGAUUUGCAACAGAAAACAUGAUAGGCAAAGGUGGAUUUGGAGAAGUCUACAAGGGUAUUCUUUCAGAUGGACAAGAAAUUGCUGUGAAGAGGCUUACAAGAAGCUCUGGGCAAGGUGAAGUAGAGUUUAAAAAUGAGGUUGAGGUUAUAGCCAAGCUUCAACACAGAAAUCUAGUAAGGUUACUAGGAUUUUGCUUGGAAGAUGAAGAAAAGAUACUUAUCUAUGAGUAUGUACCAAACAAGAGCCUUGAUUACUUUUUAUUUGAUACCCAGAAGCAAAAACUAUUACCUUGGUCUCAACGUCAGAAGAUUAUAAAAGGGAUUGCUCGAGGAAUUCUUUACCUCCAUGAAGAUUCACGCCUCAAAAUAAUACACCGUGAUCUGAAACCUAGCAAUGUUUUACUAGAUAGUAAUAUGAACAUAAAAAUUUCAGAUUUUGGCAUGGCGAGAAUCGUCGCUGCAGAUGAAAUUGAAGAAAGUACAGGCAGAAUUGUUGGGACAUAUGGCUAUAUGUCUCCAGAAUAUGCAAUGCAUGGACAAUUCUCUGUGAAAUCUGAUGUGUUUAGUUUUGGGGUCAUGGUUCUAGAGAUUAUUAGUGGAAAGAGGAAAGGCUCUUCUUCUCAAUCAGGGUGUGUUGAUGACAUCCGGAGAUAUGCUUGGACAAAAUGGACAGAGGAAAGACCACUGGAACUAUUGGAUCCUAAUAUAGAAGGACCUUAUUCCCCGGAAGAGGUCAUCAAAUGCAUCCACAUCGGUUUGCUAUGUGUUCAGGAAGACCCAAAUGAUAGACCUACAAUGGCAACAAUAGUGUUCUACCUCAACAGCCCUUCAAUCAACUUGCCAUCCCCUCACGAACCACCAUAUUUUCAUCGUAGUAGAAGAGGAGAAAACAUCGCAAUCAACGGGGAAUCGGCUAAUAUUCUCGAUUCCAUCAAUGAAAAUACUUUGACCCAAUUCUUUCCCCCCAUUUGUCAUAAAUUUUGCAGCAAAAACAGAGUUAUGAUCCCCAAGUUUCAAAACAACCUAUUACUUUUCCUUCUUCUUAGCAGCACCCUUUUGUUCACUGUCUCAGCAUCUAUCUUCAACAACGUAAGCUGCACAAGCAACAAAACAUUCACUCAAAACAGCACCUUCCACUUCAACCUCAACACCCUUCUCUCUUCCCUCUCCUCCAACGCCACCGGCGAUGUCAGGUUCUUCAACACCACCGCCGGCAAAGCCACCGACGCCGUCCACGGCCUCUUCAUGUGCAGAGGAGAUGUCCCCUACGCGCUCUGCAGAGAGUGCGUGGGAUUCGCAACGCAAACCAUAGCCUCAUCUUGCACCUCUGCAAGAGAGGCUGUGAUCUGGUACAACGAGUGCUUGCUACGUUACUCUGACCGGUUCAUCUUCUCCAGAAUGGAAACCAUGCCCAGGUACCAGAUCAAGAUCCCAAUGGGGGAUCCUGUAGUUUUGCACACUCGCAGAUUCUACACCGCAUUGGGAUCCAUUUUGAAUGCUCUGCCGAAACAAGCAGCUCUGGCUCUUGCUGCUAAGUCCAACAGAUACGCCGUCAAGCAGGAAAACGCCUCCGCCGCUGUAACCCUCUACGGCAUCGGGCAGUGCACGCCGGACUUGUCGGCCGCCGACUGCGCGCGGUGUGUGAGGGUUGCUGCGGCGGAGUUUCCUAAUUCCUGUUGCGGUGGUAGCAUUGGGGAAAGUGUUAUGUUUCCCAGUUGCUUUGUUAGGUAUGAAACGUACCCGUUUUAUCAGCAUUCAGGAACCUCAGCAUCAGGGGAAAGAAACAUUCCAACACCUGUGUUGGCUAUCAUUGUUGUAUUGGUUGUUACUUUGGUGAUGGUUUUCUUCUUUGGCUUCUGUUUCUUAUGGAUUAAAGCUAGAAAGAGACGCAAGGCCAGCUUUCGAGAAGAUCAUGGGCUUGAGGUUAAUACAGUGGAGUCCUUGCAGUUUGAUUUGGCUACAAUUGAAGUAGCAACGGACAAGUUCUCUGAAUACUGCAGGAUAGGCAAAGGGGGAUUUGGACAAGUCUACAAGGGAAUCCUUCCUAGUGGACAAGAAAUAGCUGUGAAGAGACUGUCCAUAAAUUCAGGGCAAGGAAUGGAGGAAUUCAAAAAUGAAGUGUUGUUAAUAGCCAAACUUCAGCACAGAAAUUUGGUGAGGUUAAUAGGAUUUUGCCUUGAUGGUGGAGAGAAAAUACUUGUCUAUGAAUUUGUGCCUUACAAGAGCCUUGAUCACUUCCUAUUUGAGCCCCAAAAUCAAAGACAAUUGACUUGGCCUGAACGGUAUAUUAUCAUAGAAGGAAUUGCUAGAGGAAUUCUUUAUCUUCAUGAAGAUUCUCGUCUCAAGAUUAUACAUCGUGACAUCAAACCAAGCAAUGUUCUGCUAGAUAGCAACAUGAAUCCAAAAAUUUCUGAUUUUGGCAUGGCAAGGAUGGUUGAUACAGAGCAAAUUCAAGGAUGUACAAAUAGAGUUGUGGGCACAUAUGGUUAUAUGUCUCCCGAAUAUGCAAUGCACGGAAGAUUUUCGGUGAAGUCUGAUGUUUUCAGUUUUGGAGUUAUGGUUCUCGAGAUUAUUAGCGGGAAAAAGAAUUCUUGUUCUUUUGACUCAUAUCGUGUUGAUGACCUAUUGAGUCAUGCUUGGAAUCAAUGGAAGAAUGAAUCACCAUUGCAGUUGCUGGAUCCAAUUCUGCUUGAAUCUUAUAGUCCAAAUGAAGUAAACAGGUGUAUGCAGAUUGGUUUAUUGUGUGUCCAAGAAAAUCCAGAUGAUAGACCUGGAAUGGGAACUGUUGUUUCAUAUCUUCAUAAUCUCUCAGUUGAAAUGCCAUUUCCUCUUGAACCAGCAUUUUUCAUGCAUGGCAGAACAAGAAGACAUUCAUCAGCUGAACAUGACUCACAUUCAGAUUUUACACUAAAGAAAUAUUGGAAAGAAUUGAUGGGCUGGAGACAUACGGUCAAAUCUGGCAUGUGGGUUGGUGUAAAAUAGGUUCAUUAUUCAUUAAUGUAUAAUGUAUUGUAAGAUCAAGAAAUCCCAGAAGACUUCAUAAAGAACCUAGUUGGAUUUGACAAAUCCUUGGGAGGCUGGAUGCUCCUUGACUGUAUGAAGCUGGCAACCCACAAUUGAUAACUAUAAUUGCAAAUUAUAUUUAAUAUGUACACAUUUAUAUGUUUAUAAUAUUGUUCAAGUUAAUCGCUUUAGACUCUGAUCAAUAGGUGUCAAAUCAGGUAGUUAAGGGAGUAAAACUUUCUCAAUAUUCUUUUAUGUGAGAGUUGAAUUACAGAACACAUUUUUUAUAAUGAAUCAAAGGAGUCAAAGACCCAACAAACAGGGAAAAACAAAAGCGAAACUGCAUGCCUCUCAUAUAAACAGAGGAUGCAUUAUUAAACCAGAAGAAAGCUGAACAAAAUGAUGGAAGAUGCUCAUAAAUCCUGAUAUGAUGCUGUAAACUCAGACUAUGCUUUGUCAAGGAGUCAGCCACAAAGUUUGCUUCUCUAAAAAUAUGCUGCCAGCAAACUUGGUCACAUGUUGAGACAAUGCUUCAAAUAGUUUGCACAAGGCCAGCACAAGAAUAAGUUUUCAUGCAGCCUGCCUCCAAGAACCUUAUUGCUACAGAGGAAUAAGAUUCCACCACAAUUUUUGACUUUCACAUGUAUUUAUAUUGGACAAAUGACGACGUCUUCGUUGCUAACUAGUAAGAAUAGCUUCAUGCAUAACAUUCUCCACACGAAAGCUCGAGAUCUCUGAGGUCCUGCCCAACUCCAAUUGGUUUGAAACUUACCAUCUCUAUGUAAACAAUGAUGGUACGCAUAGGCUGAAGCCACCGUGAAAUCGCCAUCAUUGUUAUGCUGCCAAGUAAGAUGAUCAGUUAAGCUCGUGGAAAUUGGAGUCCGAAUGGUCAAGAUUCUAAGAAAACCUCUUGUCCACCCUUUUGUUAGGCAAAAUCAGCUACUCUUUGAGGUAGUGAUAUCUCCGGCUGAUUACCAUCUUGCUGCUGCUGGACUAAAACUCCCUAUAAUGGGAAUCCAAUUAUCAUUCCAGAAAUUUAUAUGCAACAUGUGGUUAUAAUGCA